CGGUCCGCGUGGUGUUUCUUUGCUUCCAUGCAAGACUCCCUCCAUCGAACCAUCUCUCGGAGAGAGAGAGAGAGAGAGAGAGAGAGAGAAGCGAUUUAUGUUUCUCUGUGCCAAUUCCUAGUUAUCACUGCGAAACAGUCGUCAAACAACUUAUCUCUUUCGAUUCAGAAAUUAUACGCUUUGAUGGGUGGGUAAAAUAUCGAGUCCCCAUUAGCAGACACUGAAGCUAGACGCAUUACCAGUAGGGUUUUGCUCAGAUCUUGUUCUUGCUCUUGAUGGAUGCUGAAUCCAUUGCAGUUUCUUGUUUGAUCAAUCCAGGGGAAAGCACACUUGCCCGGCCAAUCAGGAUUCCGAGAUUGUAAUUGUUUGGGUUUUCUGAUCAAGGUCUUUAUUCGUUCUUUCCUCUGUUUCUUUUUCCUUUGAAUGAGACGGCUCAGGUACACAAUUUUGCUCUUGCAAGUUUGAGAUUUGGUUUGGUUUCUUGAUCAAUCGAUGGAGGAAGAUCGAGAGCGGAAGUUUGUUUGCAAGAUUUGUGGGAAAAGUUUCCCUGGAGGGAAGUCCCUGGGAGGUCACAUGAGGGGUCAUUUGCCCAAGAAUUCAGCUAAGAAGCAUCAAGAUAGCAAUGAAACUGGAAUGGAUUUGGGAAGCGGCGGCGGUGCUGGUUGUGGGCUUGCAGGCAAACCCAAUAAGGAUUUGGGGGUUUCAGAUUCAACCCUUGCGCCAGAGAAGCUAAAGAGCAGCCAAAUGGACCCUAGUUAUGGUCUCAGAGAGAACCCUAAGAAGUCUUGGAGGAUGGUAGAUGAAGAAGAACACAGAAUAGAAGGGAAAGAAAAUUGCUGCAAAGAAUGUGGCAAAGAGUUUCCCUCUUUGAAAGCUCUGUCUGGUCAUAUGAGAUGUCACUCGAUUAAGGCGAGAGAAGACCAGCAUGUGUGCAAGCAAUGUGGCAAAGGGUUUGAUUCAAUUAGGGCUUUGUUUGGUCAUAUGAGACAUCACCCUAAAAGAUCUGUUGAAUCUCCAGAGAGCCAAUCUGACUUCGUGGCACCCUGCCCAAUUCACAGAAAGAGAUCAAGAACAAGGUACCAGAAUUCUGAAAGUUUUUCUUUAUCUAGUUUGAAUGGAUCUUCAGAUGUUUCUGAGAUUGACGAAGUAGAAGAGGCUGCAAUGACUUUGAUGAUGCUAUAUAAGGGCGUGACGAACUGGGUUGAGUUUAAUAAGGAUUUUGUGUCGUCUCAGAAUUGCUCUGAGUCUGAGACCUCUAAAGGUAAGCGGUUGCAGCAUCGGAGCAAGGGUGGAAAUAUAUUGAAUGCUGAUGAGGCUAGAAAGACCAAGAAACGGAGAGGGCAAUUAGAUUCUUGUGUUUCGUUUUCUGGUAAUUCUUUGCUUGAGAAGAAUGGACCUGAAGUUGAUGACCUAGAUUCUGGCUUUAUGAGCAACAAGGAAAAGAAGAUUGGGUUGGAAGGAUCUGUUUGUGGAUUUCGUGAAUGUGAUGAAAUAAAGAAGCCUGAACUGGAUGAUGAAUCUGGUACCCAGUUGUCUGAUCUUGAAAUUGAGAAUGGAAGUAAAUUCACUGGAGUAGAAUUAGGGAAGGAACUGGUGAGAGAAGUUGGAUUUGACCAAGCUGCAUCAGAAAUAUUGGAGUCUAACUCAAUCGAGGAAGCCUGUUAUGACAUUCAGGAUCCUAAACUGGGGGAAAUUUCUUGUGGUGGAAUAAGUCACAUUGCUCCUACUUCUGAGGAUCUUUGAGGAUACUCAAAAGAAACACAAAUGGAGGUACAUGGCCUGUAACAAGAUGUUUCAUUCUUUCCGAGCACUUGAAGGUCAUCUAGCUAGGCAUAAAACUAUCAGUAACAGGGAUUCUAUGGUGAAGAUUGAGAUCCGCAACUGGAGUGUUAAGGCAAACUUCUUUACUGAAUAAUCUGAAGCAAAUUCCAGCACAGAGGGAAUUCAGUUGAUCAGGACAUUGAAGAGGUUGCCAUGACCAGUUACAAGUUAAAAGGCGAGCAAGAACUAUAAAUGCCCAUUCUGCUUCAAAGUUUUCCCAUCAGGCUAACCCUGGGAGGUCACACAAAAGGACUCACUACAUCAAAUUCUCUGAAGACAAACCAAAGAGAGUGAGUUAACAAAGCAUAAUCUUCCGGAUGUUGAUAUUAUUUUUUCAUGUUAAUCUCGCAGUUGCUGUUGAAAAUGAGGUCAAUGAUGUGGUGAGUUGCAAAUGUGAUCUCAGUUGCUUUUGAAAAUGAUCAUGAGAAUGAGCUACUGUGAUCAUUAGUUGAACCAACUGAUUCCUUUUGAUGGUUUGUCAUUAGUGUAAAUACAACUGGUAGAUCAGGGGUGAUACUUGGGAUGACAUGAAUAAGGGUAAAAGUUUUCCUUCUGUUCUCAUUGCUUGUAAUGUCAGAUCUGCC
Molecule: messenger RNA, 2405 nt
Organism: Diospyros lotus (date-plum)
Lineage: Eukaryota; Viridiplantae; Streptophyta; Magnoliopsida; Ericales; Ebenaceae
Exons: 1
Coding region: 493-1743 (416 amino acids)
Source: RefSeq, a predicted model, not a curated record